Messenger RNA from Micropterus dolomieu (smallmouth bass), 4122 nucleotides. It is a transcript of the gene mybpc1, whose product is annotated as myosin binding protein C1. The coding region runs from base 157 to 3534 and encodes 1125 amino acids. The transcript has 29 exons. The record is from RefSeq and is a predicted model, not a curated record. Lineage: Eukaryota; Metazoa; Chordata; Actinopteri; Centrarchiformes; Centrarchidae. Gene Ontology annotation, molecular function: protein binding.
UCUACUGUAAAGGAAGAGGUUCCUUGCUCUCAGCCACCACCUGAUGACGAUGAUACUGCAGCCACUACCCCAUCCCCAACACCCCAAGCAGAGGAAGCCAAUUCAAUCAAGAAACUCUCAAUUGACCUGCCUAAUGAUAGUGUCCCUGUGCCAGCCAUGGGGAGAAAAGACUCAGUGUGGUCUCUGGGAGAAGGCCAAGGCCCAGAGGACCUGGACAAACCCAUUGACACCCCACCACUGUCCACCCUGCUGAUAGAGAGACCCCAAAGUGCCACUAUCCCUGUGGGUGGAGACAUUACCUUUGUCGCCAAGGUGGAGGCCAAAGAUCUCCUUCGCAAACCCACUAUCAAGUGGUUUAAAGGUAAAUGGAUGGAUCUGGCCAGCAAGACAGGAAAGCACUUACAGCUGAAAGAGACCUUUGAUCGAUUCACCAAGAUCCACACAUUUGAGAUGCACAUCAUCAAGGCCAAAGAUAACUAUUCUGGAAACUACAGGUGUGAAGUCAACUACAAGGACAAGUUUGACAGUUGUUCCUUUGACUUGGAAGUUAAAGAAGCUGAACAGGGCUCACAGAAUAUUGAUAUUCGAUCAGCUUUCAAAAGAAGCAGUGAAGGACAAGAAGAUGCAGGGGAGCUUGACUUUAGUGGUCUUCUUAAACAUAGGGAGCCAAAACAGCAGGAUGAAACCCCAGAGGUCGAUGUGUGGGAGAUCCUGAAGAAUGCUCGACCAGAUCAGUACGAGAAGAUUGCCUUUAUGUAUGGCAUCACAGAUCUGAGGGGUCUGCUGCGGAGGAUGAAGAAGAUCCCAAAAGAGGAGAAGAAAAGCGAAGCUUUCGCGAAGAAACUGGAACCUGCAUAUCAGGUGGAUAAAGGUGGAAAGAUCCGCUUGGUGGUUGACCUGGCCGACCCCACGGUUGAGCUGAAGUGGUACAAGAACGGACAGGAAAUUAGACCCACUCCCAAGUAUAUUUUUGAGCAUAAAGGCACACAAAGGAUUAUGGUCAUCAACAACUGCAGUGUAAAUGAUGACGCAGCUUAUUCUGUAGCUGCUGGAGACGAGAAAUGCACAACAGAGCUGUUUGUCAAAGAGUUGCCAAUUAAGAUAAUUAAAGGUAUUGAGCCUGUGAAGACCACAGUUAAUGAGAGGAUUGAGCUGGAGUGUGAGGUGUCAGAGGAAGGAGCUCAAGUCAAAUGGAUGAAGAACGGUGUUGAGGUUCCAACAGGGGUGCGCUCUAGAUACCGAGUUAAGUGUGAGGGAACCAAACACUUCUUGGUGAUUGAUGACGCCUCUAGGGAGGACACUGGCACAUACUCCGUCAUGGCCUCCGGUGGCACAUCUGAGGCUCAUGUACAGGUUGACUUGAAACCAUUGAAGGUGUACCAGGACCUGCAGGACAUGACGGUGAUGCUGGGUCAACCCAUCAAGCUGCACUGUGAGAUUUACCCAGGCAACGUCCCAGGUCGUUGGUACAGGAAUGGACAGCUGAUCCAGCCUAAUGACCGCGUCGACAUUAUACACAGAAAUAAGGUCCACCGUCUUGAAAUUGCGACCAGCUCCCUUCAUGAUGCGGGAGAUUACACAUUUGUACCUGAGGGAUAUUCACAGAGCCUCUCUGCCAAACUUCACAUCAUUGACCCACCGAGGGUGCACCUGGACAGCUUGAACUUCCCAGACAACACGGUGACAAUUGUGGCAGGAACCAAACUUCGCUUGGAGAUCCCCAUCAGUGGAGAACCAGCACCCAGGGUGGUGUGGAUGAAGGGAGAAAGGGUGAUUCUUGAGUCCGGCCAUCGUGUCCGAGCUGAAACAUACGGCGACCAGACCAGCCUGACAAUUGAAGUCACAGAGCGAGAGGACACAGGCAACUACAAGAUAGUCCUGCAGAAUGAGGCGGGUGAAGACACAGCCAGUGUCAAAAUCAAGGUUGUGGACAUCCCUGAUCCUCCAGAGGCUCCCUUGGUCCCAGUGGUUGGUGGUGAUUGGUGCUCUAUGACAUGGGAACCGCCAAAAUAUGAUGGAAGUUCACCAAUAUUAGGCUACUUCAUUGAGAGAAAAAAGAAACAGAGCUCCAGAUGGAUGAGACUGAACUUUGACCUGAUCAAAGAAACAUCAUUCGAACCCAAGAAGAUGAUUGAAGGAGUGCCAUAUGAAGUGCGUGUCUUUGCAGUCAACGCCAUUGGUGUGUCCAAGCCCAGUGAACCAUCCAAAGCCUUUGUUCCCCUCGCUGUGACCAGUGAGCCCACCAUGCUGGUUGUGGACGAUGUCACAGACAACACAGUGACCGUAAAGUGGCGUCCUCCUGAAACCAUCGGAGCUGCCGGUCUGGAUGGAUACUUAGUGGAGUACAGCAUAGAAGGAACUAAUGAUUGGGUAGUGUCCAACAAGGAGCUGACAGAGAAGACCAAGUAUACCAUCACUGGGCUGACUCCAGGGUCUAAAAUCUUAGUUCGAGUCAGAGCCAUCAACGCCGCUGGAGCCAGCGCUCCCCGGAAUAUUCAGCACUCUAUCCUGGUCAAAGAGGUUAUUGAACCACCCAAGAUCCGCGUCCCCAGACACUUGAAGCAGACAUACACUCGCAGAGUUGGUGAAGCAGUCAACCUUGUAGUGCCAUUUAUGGGCAAACCCAGGCCGAAGGUCACUUGGCUGAAGGAGGGCAAGCCCAUAGAGCCUACACAUGUCAGCAUCCGCAACACAGACUGUGACAGCAUCAUCUUCAUCCGUAAAGCAGAACGCAGCCACUCUGGAAAGUAUGAAAUGACUGUGCAGGUUGAAAACCAUGUGGACACAGCCAUUAUUGACAUACAAAUCGUAGACCUACCUGGGCCUCCUCAGUGUGUGACAAUUGAAGAUGUUUGGGGAGGAAAUGUGGCUCUGGUCUGGACUCUUCCAAAAGACAAUGGCAACGCCCCAAUAACAGGCUACACCAUUCAAAAAGCAGACAAGAAGACAAUGGAGUGGUACACGUGCAUUGAGCACUACCAUCGCACCUGCAUCACCAUCACAGAGCUGGUGGUUGGGAAUGAGUACUUCUUCAGGGUCUUUGCAGAGAACAUGUGUGGCCUAAGCGAAACCGCCACCCAAACCAAAAAAAGCGCCCUCAUCGUCAAAGAAGGCUUACAGAUAAAAACGCAGGAUUACAAUGACCACGACUUCAAGGAGGCGCCAAAGUUUACGCAGCCGUUGAUCAACACUUUUGCCAUCGCUGGCUACAACGCGACUCUCAACUGUAGCGUCCGUGCCAACCCAAGGCCAAAAGUGAUCUGGAUGAAGAAUAAGAUAGCCAUCAUCGACGACCCACGCUACCGCAUGUUUAGCAACCAGGGAGUAUGUACUCUGGAGAUCAGAAAGCCCAGCCCCUAUGACGGCGGCAUGUACACCUGCAAGGCCAUCAAUGACCUGGGAGAGGCCCAAGUGGACUGUAAGCUGGAGGUCAAAGGAGGCUUCACCUUCUUCGAACUCAUGCAACGCGGAGUGCCCCUACACCUGAUUGACAAGUACAUGAACGAGACAAAGAUUGUCGAGCAAGAGAAGUAAAAUCGGACAGAGUGCCAUCAGACUCUUUAGCAGACAUGUGCCACCAUUAGUGAUCCUCUUCUCUCACCUAUUGAGGUCAGCGGCCUGAGGGCAGAUGGAGGGAUGGAAAGACAGGGGGACAGGUGUGGGGGAGGGUGGUCUGAUCUGUGGUGUGGCUUGCUGUGUGCAGGUUUGGAGCUAGUUACCAUAGGAAAAAAAGCCAGUUCACUUCUUUGUCACCCUCUUGUGUUUAAAAGACUGUGUCAGCUCAGAUGCAUGUCGGCAGUGUUUUGGUUCUAGCUUUGAUAAGUACAUGUAGUGCGUAAAAAAAAAUAUACAUACAUAUACAAUAUAUAGCACAGUGACACACCUACAGUAUUUACAUGUUGAUUCUUGUUGGGAGUGCCUUUUGAAGGUGAUAAUUUAAUAGGUCUGACAGAAGGGAAAAGGGGAUGUAUAAACAAAGGUGUGGUGUGUCAAAACUUCUAUAUGGCAAGACAAUUGGAAAAAAUGGCCAGGCUAAUGUUGGAUAAAUGAAUGUGUAGACCCUUCACAUUUAAUAUUUGUUCAUUUCACUUUUUUCUGUGUAGGUUAUUUAUGUGACGAACU